Messenger RNA from Moneuplotes crassus, 2869 nucleotides. Lineage: Eukaryota; Ciliophora; Spirotrichea; Euplotida; Euplotidae. The record is from the annotation of a GenBank genome assembly.
AAUAAAGUUCCGUUACUUGUUGGGACAGGUAUUGCUGCUAUGCUAGGACUCGGAAUGUACUUUUAUAAAAGCAAACCACCUUCAAAUCAGACUUUAUGAAACUAUGUUCCUCCUUUAAUGCUAGAUAAAUAAUGAUAAGCAAUCAGAUUGCUUAACUCAGAGAGAAGCUGAAAUUAGAAGUCAAAGAGUAUCUAAUGUAUCUUAUAAAUUGGGACUUGCUUUUAGAAAAGAGGAGACCUUCUAUGGCCAAAUUACGAUUAAAUUCACUAUGAACAACUCUCAAAACUCCCAAGAGCCUCUCUUCCUUGAUUACAAAGGAAUUAGUAUAAAAGAUUUGCUCAUAAAUUAUGAACCAAUAGAUCCUUAUGAAGUUUAUCAAGGAGACAGAAUUAUCUUUCCAAAAGACUCUCUGAAUUUAGGCGAAGAAAAUGUAGUCUCUCUUCUGUUUCAUUCUAAAUAUGUAAAUGAUGGAGAAGGAGCUCAUAAAUUCAUUGAUAAGGAUGACUCAAGUAUAUAUGUCUUUACACAAUUUGAGACUUUCUACUGUCAUAAAGUAUUUCCUUGAUUUGACCAGCCAGACAUAAGAGCAUCAAUGGCUCUUACUACAGUUUCUCCUAAAGAUUGGAUAAUUAUCUCGAAUGGUAAAGAGAAUGGAUUUAUAAAGCCUCAAGAUCCAGAAUUUGAUGAAUACAAAAGCCUGGUUAACCAGGAUCUCUUAGAUUCAUUUUCUGAGGAGUUCUACAUUCAGACAUACAAUGAGACGCCUCGUAUCACUCCUUACAUCUUUUCUUUCUUCUGUGGUCCUUUUGAGUGCAUCCAGGAGGAUGCAGAGAUUCCAGGAAGGGAAGACCCAAUGACUUUUAGACUAUUCAUGAGGAGAUCCCUCAAGAAAGAUGCUUUAAGAGUUAAAGAUAUGUUCCUCACUACCGCAAUAAGGGGUAUUCACUGGUAUAGUGACUUCUUUGGAUACAACUAUCCGUAUGAAAAAUAUGACCAAAUCAUCUGACCAGAAUUUGAGCAUUAUGCUAUGGAAAACCUUACCGCAGUGGCCUUUGCAGAGUUGUAUCUUAACAGAGGGAAAGAGAUCACUGAAUAUGACCAAAUCAGAACUAUCUACGUUGUCUUGCAUGAACUCUGCCAUCAUUGGUUUGGGAACUUAGUGACAAUGACAUGGUGGAAUGACUUAUGGCUGAAUGAGUCAUUUGCAACAUUUGUAGCAUAUCUUUGAUAUGCAGGAGACCCAGUACUCGGUGAAAUUUUUAAGAAUAAUCCAAAUUUAUGGAUCAGAGUAAAUCUAGAAAAAGAGGUAGGAUAUGUGGAAGAUAAUUUCUCGACCAAUCAUCCUAUUCUUAAUGAAGUUUCAAGUACAGAUACUGCUUUUGAUAUGUUCAAUGGCAUUUCUUAUGGAAAAGGAUGAGGAUUUUUACAGCAAUUACUUCACCUUGUUGGAUAUGAAACCUUUAGUGAAGCCACUAAGAUCUAUUUCAAAAAAUUUGAAUGGAAAAAUACCAAGCUUGAUGAUUUCCUUGACUGAUUGGAUGAAGCGAAUGAUAAAAACCCAGGCAAAAUAUACACAGACAAAAUAUCCUCCUGGUGUAAAACAUUUCUCACCACAAAAGGAGUAAAUAUCAUCCAAGGAGAACUUAAAGAUAACAAAUUCACCUUAACUCAAACUCCAAGCCCUCACUCAGAUGGUCUCCGCCAUCAAUCCCUAGACAUUUACUUCUUCAGAGCCAACUUAGUCUCCGAAACUCGCCCAAUCCUCACCUCUUCCACCUGCCCCACUACAUCCCUCUCUCACUGCUACCCAAACACUACCUUCUUCCUGCUCAAUCAUGGUGACCAUGCCUACAUUCAAUCUUACCUUGACCCCUCGACUCUAAAAUUCCUGUGCACCAAUCUCUCCAAUCUGCAUGGCUCCUUGACCAGGGCCAUUGCUUGGAGGUCCCUCCAAGCAAUGGUAGUCAAUGGCCAUACUGGCCCAUUGGUCUUCAUCGAGUGCUUCAAGAAUAAUUUUAUGAAAGAGGAAGAGGCUAUUCUUGCUGAGAUCGUACUCAAAAUUAUGAAUGAGGUUAUUGAAUGGUUUGUCCCAGAGGAGAGGUUCGAAGAAGUGACUUUUGAGAUAUUUGAGAUUUUAUAUCAAGGGAUUGAGAAAGAUGAAGGAUAUGAGAGAUUACAGAAGAUGAAGAUUCUAUAUCAAAAUUAUUUAUUUAUGUUCUUGCAAGAUAGAGAUCAUAUUUUGAAGUCUAUCGAAUGGUUAGAGGAUGGAUAUAUUCAUGAUACAAAUGGAAAAAGAAUAGAUACAGCAAAAUUAGGACCUGAUCAUCAGCAUUUGAUUCUGAAAGCUGUUCAUAAAAGCCCUUACUUCAAUUCUAAGUACAAAAACGAUCUCCUAGUCCAAAUAAUUGGAUCUGAAAAAACAGAUAUUGCUAUCAAUCUAAAACUUUCAUGUGAGGCUUUAAUGCCUUUUCCUGAAACAAAAGCUUCGAUCUGGGAUCUUAUCACCACGCCUUCUUCGUCUCUUUCUUCUUAUGAAAGGGGUGCCUAUAUGGAAUAUUUCUUCAACAGAGAAGCUUCCGAAAUCCUUCAGGAAUAUUUCCCAAAAUAUCUUUCUCAUAUAGAUAAAUUGGCAGAUUGCAGCAACAAGGCAUAUGUCAUACAAUUCAUCUCUCUAGUCUGUCCUAAGUUCGGAAUAUCUACAGACUUUCUCCAGACCCUCGAGGAAAACCUGGAAAAACAUAUCCACGACCCUCUAAAAAAAUCUUACUGCAGAGCAGUAAGAAAAGUCCUCGAGACCUUCCAAAAAUCACAGAGAGCCAGAGAGCUUUAAUCCAGGUUUCCUCUGCUACUAAUCUUCACUCAAAAAAUU